This is a messenger RNA of Prunus dulcis (almond), 1248 nucleotides long. RefSeq names its product zinc finger protein 7-like. The coding region runs from base 323 to 898 and encodes 191 amino acids. Lineage: Eukaryota; Viridiplantae; Streptophyta; Magnoliopsida; Rosales; Rosaceae. The transcript has a single exon. The record is from RefSeq and is a predicted model, not a curated record.
GUCAUUUGAGGAACAGAAAAAAAGGAGAAAGAUGAAAGUGAGGAAUCCUAAACUUUAACAAGGGAAACAGUGAAGAUGACAUAGACAUUGUCCCCUGGAGCACCAAGCAUCACAAGGUAGGGGCCACUUCAUUGAGAUGAGAUAAAAUAAAAAACAGGCAUUCUCCACUUUACAUUCUUAAUGCUUCUCUCCAUUUCUUUCCUCUUUUUCUCUUUGAUCAAGCCCUUCAAACAGUCAAUUACAACCAUUUCAAACCAUUGCACAAGCUUAGAUUCAUCCAUUUCCUUUUGAAACCCUCACCCAAUUUGAGAUUUGAGAAGAAAUGAUCUCCCAGGGGGAAGGAGAACGUGAAAGUGAACUAAUAUUAGAUAAAGAGCAAAACAGAUUUUUGAUCAACAACGAUAACAAAGAAGAAACUGAAGAUCUUAAUACAGGAGAGUGGCUGAACCUGAGCCUAGGUAGGAAUUUGCUCUCAACAGAGGGAGACACAGACUCACAGUCAAGACCAGCUUCUGGCAAGGUGUUUUCCUGUAACUUCUGCAUGAGGAAGUUCUUCAGCUCGCAGGCAUUAGGGGGUCACCAGAACGCCCACAAGAGAGAAAGAGGUGCAGCCAGAAGAUACCAGUCUCAAAGAAUGAUGUCAAUGAUGGGAUUUCCGUUCACUACUUCCACGGUUAGAUCACUCAGCGUUCAGCCCCACUCACUUGUGCACAAGCCAAGCAGAGAUGAAACUUCACUUGUAGCAAGAUUCAAUGAUGCAAAUACAAGGUUUAGCAUGAGGCCUUUCACACUGGACGAUGUAAUGGAUUCUAUGUGGCCAGGCAGCUUCCGGUUGGAUUCACAAGUAUUAGAGCCACAAUCAGAGCCAUGCAAGCUUGACUUAAACCUUCGGCUCUGAUCCAUCCAUCCUACUACCCUAGUUUGGAACUUUGUUUUAUGACUUUUCUUUUGGAAGAGGUCUCAAUUAUUUUCUACCAAGUACAGAACUAGCAUAGGUUAGAGGCCUACUUGGAGAGUCAUCCUCUGUUUAUCUACUCAAUGAGACUAGGAAAGAUACUGAGAAGUUCCUACUGUUUUAGGCAUGUUAUAAUAUUGAAGUUAUUUCCUAUUCCAUGAUGCAUGCAAUAAUCUCAAGUGCAUUAUGUCUCAUGGAAAUGAGUUCUUAUGAGGUUUUUCUAUUCUGCUACUGAUUAUCAACUUCUAGCUUUGUUGUAUCUAUGGCUCAAACAAUGCUAUGGCUUUUCCCAA